Messenger RNA from Triticum aestivum (bread wheat), 2861 nucleotides. Its product is annotated as disease resistance protein PIK6-NP-like. Lineage: Eukaryota; Viridiplantae; Streptophyta; Magnoliopsida; Poales; Poaceae. Gene Ontology annotation, molecular function: ADP binding. The record is from RefSeq and is a predicted model, not a curated record. The coding region runs from base 30 to 2861 and encodes 943 amino acids. Gene Ontology annotation, biological process: defense response to other organism. The transcript is spliced from 2 exons.
UAGCCGAUUGGUGGUAAAGAAAGCUGCUCAUGGAGGUCGUCACGGGUGCCAUGGGCAGCCUGCUCCCCAAGCUGGGCCAGCUGCUCAUGGAUGAGUACAAUCUGCACAAGCGCGUCAAGAAAGACGUCCGCUUUCUCUCCAUGGAGCUUGAAAGCAUGCACGCUGCCCUCAUCAAGGUUGGUGCCGUGCCGCGGGACCAGCUGGACACGCAAGUCAAGCUCUGGGCCGAUGAAGUCAGAGAGCUCUCCUACAACAUGGAGGAUGUCGUCGACAAGUCCCUCGUACGCGCCGAAGGUAUUCAGCAGCCUCACGACAACACCGGCAGAUUCAAGGAGCUCAAGAACAAGAUGGUCAGCUUGUUCAAGAAAGGCAAGAAUCACCAUCGGAUAGCUGACGCCGUCAAGGAAAUCAAGGAGCAACUCCAGGAGGUGGCUGCUAGGCGUGGUAGGAACAAGCUCGAUGGUAUUGCUUUUAAUCCCAUAGAAGCAAUUGCUAUCGAUCCUCGUCUUCGGGCUUUGUACACAGAAGCGACAGAGCUGGUGGGCAUUUAUGGGAAGAGGGAUGAAGACCUCUUGAGUUUGCUCUCCAUUGAGGGCGACGAUGCAUCUAACAAGAAACUGAAGAAGAUCUCCAUUGUUGGACUUGGAGGGUUGGGAAAGACCACUCUUGCUAGAGCAGUAUACGAGAAGAUUAAAGGUGAUUUUGAUUGUCGCGCAUUUGUCCCCGUCGGUCAGAACCCUGAUGUCAGGAAGGUUUUUAGGGAUAUCCUUAUUGAUCUGGGAAAAUCCCACUCAGAUGUUGUCAUGUUGGAUGAAAGGCAGCUUAUCAACAAUCUUCAUGAAUUCCUCGAGAACAAGAGGUAUCUGGUCAUAAUUGAUGAUAUAUGGGAUGAAACAUUGUGGGAAGGCAUCAACUUGGCUUUCUCCAAGAAGAAUAAUCAAGGCAGUCGGCUAAUCACCACAACCCGCAUUUUCAGUGUCUCCAAUUCAUGUUGCUCGUCAGCUGAUGAUUCAAUUUAUCAAAUGAAACCUCUUUCUACUGAUGACUCCCGAAGGCUCUUCCAUAAAAGAAUAUUUCCUGACAAUAGUGGAUGUCCAAAUGAAUUUGAACAAGUGUCUAAUGAUAUAUUGAAGAAAUGUGGUGGGUUACCACUAGCCAUAAUUACUAUAGCUAGUGCUUUGGCUGGUGGCCAGAAGGUGAAACCAAAGCAUCAGUGGCAUAUUCUGCUGCAGUCCCUUGGCUCUGGACUAACAGAAGAUAACAGUUUAGAAGAGAUGCGGAGAAUUUUAUCUUUCAGCUAUUAUGAUCUACCUCCUUAUUUGAGAACUUGUCUAUUGUAUCUAUGUAUAUACCCAGAAGAUAGCCAGAUUGAUAGAGAUAGACUGAUAUGGAAGUGGGUGGCCGAAGGAUUUGUCCAUAAUGGAAAUCAAGGCACUAGUCUGUUUUUGCUUGGGUUAAAUUACUUCAACCAACUCAUUAAUAGAAGUAUGAUCCAGCCAAUAUAUGAUCCAAUAGGCCAGGUAUCUACUUGCCGUGUACAUGAUAUGGUUCUGGACCUUAUCUGCAAAUUGUCACAUGAAGCAAAGUUUGUUAAUCUCUCGGAUGGCAUUAGGAAUAACACAUCUUCAAAUAGUAAUGUUCGCCGUUUGUCCCUUCAGAAUAAAAAUGAAGAUCAUAAAGCCAAGCCCCUCACAAAUAUCAUGAGUAUGUCACGAGUGAGGUCAAUUAUUAUCUUUCCACCUGCUGCUAGCAUCAUGCCAGCUCUGUCAAUGUUUGAAGUUCUGCGUGUACUUGAUCUGUCGGACUGUAAUAUGGGAGAAGGUAGCAGCCUGCAGCUUCACCUCAAGGAUGUUGGACAUCUGAUUCAUCUAAGGUACCUAGGUCUAGCAGGGACCGAAAUUAGUGAACUCCCGGCUGAGAUAGGAAACCUGCAGUUUUUGGAGGUAUUGGAUCUUGGAAAUAAUGAUGAACUAGAUGAAUUGCCAUCCACUGUUUGUAAUUUGAGAAGAUUAAUCUACCUAAAUGCUUGUCUGUGUGAGGUGGUUUCAGCUGGUGUGUUGCAGAAUCUGACAUCCAUAGAAGUGUUGAGGGUGGUCUUGGCUUCUCUGGCCAUUUUUGCACAAGAGCUUGGCAACUUGGCAAGGCUGAGGGAGCUUGAGAUUCAGUUCAAGGAUGGUAGUUUGGAUUUGUAUGAAGGUUUUGUGAAGUCUCUGUGCGGCCUACAUCACAUUCAAAGCCUAAGAAUUGAGUGCAAAUCCAGAGAAACUUCUUUUGAACUGAUGGAUCUCUUGGGAGAACGUUGGGUGCCUCCUGUACAUCUCCGUGAAUUUGUGUCACGCAUGCCCAUUAAACUCUCUGCACUGCAAGGGUGGAUAAGACGAGACACCUCACAUCUCUCGGACCUCUCUGUGUUAUUUCUCACGUCAGUAAAGGAAGUGCAGCAGGAGGACAUGGAAACCAUUGGGGGGUUGCUGGCUCUUCGUAGUCUCUGGAUAAAUAGCACCCACCAAACACAACGGCUACUAGUCAUCCGUGCAGAUGGGUUCCGCUGUAUGGUUGACUUUGGCUUGGCCUGUGGAUCAGCAGCACAAAUAGUGUUUGAACAAGGAGCUUUGCCGAGGGCGGAACAAGUUAGGUUCAGCCUUGGCGUGCGGGUGGCGAAAGAGGAUGGUAACUCUGGUUUCGACUUGGGCCUGCAGGGGAACCUGCUCUCCCUUCGGCGGAGGGUCCGGGUUUUAUUGUAUUGUGGUGGAGCGAGGGUUGGGGAUGCCAAGGAAGCGGCAGCCGCGGUGUUUCACAGAGACGCAGACAUUCAAAUUUAUUCGAGCGUGCGGAUAUCAGGAGGUACUCAUGCUGCCUGA